UAAAAAUUUUUAUAAUACAGGAUAUCAUAGUCUAAGUAUGGAAAAUAUGUAACUUUGGAAAAGGUAAAAAAAAGCUUUUCAAGGAAAAAAGUACCAAAGAAAUGAAACAAGUAACUAAAGAAAAUUAUAAUGAACAAAAAAAUACUAAUCUAAUCUAGUAUAUUGUAAUAUAAUAUAAAACGAUAGUGUGACAAAAAAAAAAAAAAAACAAUUAAUUUACAGAAUUUUUUUUUUAACAAAUCCAAACAGGCGGUACGGUGGAUCAGCUGGUAAAGCGUUGGGCCUCACAGUUGUGAGGUCCCGGGUUUGAUCCUGGAUCCGCCCGUGUGGAGCUUGUAUGUUCUCCCCGUGCCUGCGUGGGUUUUUCUCCGGGCACUCCGGUUUCCUCCCACCUCCCAAAAACAUGCAACAUUAAUUGGACACUCGAAAUUGCCCAUAGGUGGGAUUGUGAGUGGGGUUGUUUUGUCCCGACGUGCCCUGCGAUUGGCUGGCAACCAGUUCGGGGUGUACCCCGCCUCCUGCCCGUUGACAGCUGGGAUAGGCUUCAUCAUUCCGCGCGACCCUCGUGAGGAUAAGCGGCAAAGAAAAUGGAUGGAUGGAUAAUUUCAGACAAAAAUGUAUGUUCAAGCAAGUCAGUCAUGCCAUCCUCGCCUCUGGAGGGCGCCAAAGUCGGCUACCAGUCCCAACUCCAGCAUUGAUGAGGAUUGCGGUAGGGAGAGGGGGGAGAAAAAAGCCAACAUUGGAUCAAAAAAAGGGGGAAGGAAAAGAAGAAGAAAAGACAGCGACAGUGGUGCAGCAGCAUGCCGUAAAAACAGACCGUAUUGGGGGCCCGCCGACCACGACGUGUCGGCUGUAGGUCCGGGAUCGAAAUCCUCUUCCCAACGGAGGCGCGGCAUGACGACGACGACGAGAAAAAGGAGGGAGGAGGAGGAGGAGGAGGAGGAACACCAGCCAGCACACAGCAACUCCCAGCCUGUCUCGUUGGACACAAACUUAGGCACAAAGUUGACGCGAGCUAAAAUCCUCUCCCGCGUUGGGCGUGAGAGGAGGUCUAUGACCAAGUGAGUCGAGGGGAAACAAAAGAGCUCUGUUGUCGCUUGCUGCAAACCAGCGACCGUUACUGACUCCUUUUCGGAAAAAAAAAAGAAAAAAAAAAAUUAGCCCACCUUUGACACGCGCGGGGGUGGGGGGGAAGAUUCAUGAAGUUGGAGUCGGCAUGGUACACAAAUACGACACCGAGCGAGCGGCGUGUCUGCUCAAACGCUAUCAGGCCAGCCUGACCGGUCCAGACGAUCAGGCCCUCAAGACCAGCGUGGGCAAAGUGUCGGCCAUCCUUGGGAGCCAACUUUUCCAAGCUCUUCUUGAUAUUCAAGAGUGUUACGAGGUGACCUUGCAGCUGAAUACACAACAAAGUGCGCUGAAAGAAGAAAAAGAAAGUGAGAAGGAAGCGUGGGAGAAGCCACAGGAAGAGGAAGAGAAGGAAGUGGAGGAAGGAGUUUCCCGUGUCCGGGUGACGUGCAGGGGAAUUGAUCACAAGUUGGAGCGAGUGUGUGGCCUGGUGACUCGAUCGCACAUCGACGCGCCCAAGGCCAACCCUCCCCCCAUCAUUGUCAACGCAGACUCACUAGAUGCAGGCCCUUAUGUAAAUGGCAGUGAUGGCAUGUACAAGUACGAGGAGAUCAUUUUGGAGAGGGGGAACUCCGGCCUGGGCUUCAGCAUCGCGGGAGGCAUCGAUAAUCCUCACAUUCCUGACGAUCCGGGGAUCUUCAUCACCAAGAUUAUUCCCGGAGGAGCCGCCGCCAUGGACGGAAGGCUUGGGGUUAACGACUGCGUCCUGCGCGUGAAUGAUGUCGACGUGUCAGAGGUGGUCCACAGCAGGGCGGUGGAGGCCCUGAAGGAGGCGGGGCCGGUGGUGCGUCUGCUGGUGAGGCGGAGGCAGGCCCCGCCCGAGACCAUCCUGGAGGUCAACCUCCUCAAAGGGCCCAAAGGACUUGGAUUCAGCAUCGCCGGAGGGAUCGGCAAUCAGCACAUCCCGGGCGAUAACAGCAUCUACAUCACCAAGAUCAUCGAAGGAGGAGCUGCCCAAAAAGAUGGACGGCUGCAGACAGGAGACCGCCUGCUGGCCGUGAACAACAUCGUCCUUCAGGACGUGCGUCACGAGGAGGCGGUGGCUGCCCUGAAGAACACGUCUGAUAUGGUUUACCUCAAGGUGGCCAAGCCGGGACCCGUGCACCUCAAUGACAUGUACGCCCCGCCGGACUAUUCCAGCAGCCUGGCCCUCCCUCCAGCUUUCCCCACCAUGGUGGACAACCACGUGAGCCACAACUACAUGGGCGCCAUGGAGCCGAAGCCUCCCUACCCGCCGGCCCAGGUCACCCCGUCCAGGUACUCGCCAGUUCCUCGCCACAUGCUCGGGGAGGAAGACUUCACCAGAGAGCCGAGAAAGGUGUUGUUGCACAAGGGCUCCACCGGGCUGGGCUUCAACAUCGUGGGCGGCGAGGACGGCGAGGGCAUCUUUGUCUCCUUCAUCCUGGCAGGGGGUCCGGCUGACCUGAGCGGCGAGCUGAGGAGAGGCGACCGCAUUCUGUCUGUGAACGGUGUGAAUCUAAGGAACGCGACGCACGAGCAGGCAGCGGCCGCCCUGAAGAGAGCCGGACAGACCGUCACCAUCAUUGCUCAGUACAGACCUGAAGAGUACAGCCGCUUUGAGUCCAAGAUCCACGACCUGAGGGAGCAGAUGAUGAACAGCAGCAUGAGCUCAGGAUCCGGUUCCCUGCGCACCAGUGAGAAACGCUCCAUCUAUGUCAGAGCUUUGUUCGACUAUGACCGGACGAGGGACAGCUGCCUGCCCAGCCAAGGGCUAAGCUUCUCCUACGGCGACAUCCUCCAUGUCAUCAAUGCUUCUGAUGACGAGUGGUGGCAGGCAAGGCUGGUGACGCCUCACGGGGAGAGUGAGCAGAUCGGGGUCAUUCCCAGCAAGAAAAGAGUGGAGAAGAAGGAGCGAGCCAGGUUAAAAACAGUCAAGUUCCACGCCCGGACCGGCAUGAUUGAGUCGAACAGGCAGCCAGUCAAAGUAAAGCGCAAAAAAAGCUUCAACCUGUCGCGAAAGUUCCCGUUUUACAAGAGCAAGGAGAAUAUUGUGCAGGAGUUGGUGGAGUCUGAACAAUGUCUAACGUCCAACACAAGCGACAGCGAAAGCAGUUCAAAGGGCCAGGAAGACACCAUCCUCUCCUACGAGCCAGUCAUUCGACAAGAAAUCCACUACACAAGACCCGUCAUCAUCCUGGGCCCCAUGAAGGACCGGGUCAACGACGACCUCAUCUCAGAGUUCCCUCACAAGUUUGGCUCCUGCGUGCCCCACACGACUCGUCCGAGGCGAGAGAACGAGAUGGACGGCCAGGACUACCACUUCGUGGGCUCGCGCGAGCAAAUGGAGAAAGACAUCCAAGACAAUAAGUUCAUCGAGGCGGGCCAGUUCAACGAGAACCUGUACGGGACCAGCAUCCUGUCUGUCAGGACUGUGGCGGAAAGGGGGAAGCACUGCAUUCUGGACGUGUCGGGCAACGCCAUCAAGCGACUGCAGCAAGCACAACUUUACCCGAUCGCCAUCUUUAUUAAACCAAAAUCCAUCGAAGCCCUCAUGGAAAUGAACAAGCGGCAGACGUACGAGCAGGCCAAUAAAGUCUUCGACAAGGCCGUCAAGCUGGAGCAAGACUUUGGCGAGUUUUUCACAGCUAUCGUCCAGGGCGACUCGCUCGAGGAAAUCUACAACAAAAUCAAACUCAUCAUUGAGGAGCAGUCCGGUCCGUACAUCUGGAUCCCCUCCCCGGAGAAGCUCUGAGCGCCCGGCCCGGCCCGCCCCGCCCCGCUGCCAUCACACCGCCAACCGCCUCGCAUCGCUGCAGAGGAAGCGACCCACCCCCUCCACCUCUUUUUACAGCUAUGUUUCAUAUAAAGUUUUAGUGUCAUCAUUAUGUUACUCUCUAAAUGGAAAAAGAAGUUUUCUCACCAUUGAUUACUGUGACUUUAACACCCCCCCCCCCCCCCUGCAUGAGUUUCUCGACGCCGGCCAUUCUAGACUGGAACGGAGGUCCUCCAUUAUUUUGUCAUAUGGAAAAAAAAAAAAAAAACCAAACGCAGGGGAAAGGGAAUUUGCUCCUUUCUGUCAACAGACUGAAGAUGCGAAUGUUUUCAUGAGCGAAAGGAGAGAGAGAAAAAGAGAGAGGGUGAGAGAGGAGUGGCGGGGGGAACAGAGACAAAUCAGGCCCAGUCGGAACACUUUGUAAAUGUUCAUGCAAUCACAUUUGAAAAAGAUGACAUACAAAGAUGAGACUUUUUUGUUUUGUUUUGUUUUUUUUGUUUGUUUUUUUUUGUCCCCCCCCUCCCACUGACUGGUCAAGCGGAGCCCUUACUGACGGUACUGUUGUUUCGAGGGAAUUAUUUAUCAUCUUGACAGGACAAAUACUCGCAUUUAUAUGACAUCCCAAGAUGAAUAAAAUCCUACAGAUUUUAAUAUACAUAUAUAUAUAUAUAUAUAUAUAAAAUGCAGAGAGGGAGUGUGUGUGUGUGUGUGUGGCAAACAAGUACAGUUUUACACUUCACUAGAAUGGUCCAUUUGGAGGGCUUCUUCAAAAUGUUUUUUUUUUUUUUUUUGGGGGGGGGGUAUGAGGGGGCUAUUCUGUGUCAAUGCUGGCUGGGAGGGGAGGGGGGGGGUGGAGAAGUGUAAGUGGGAUCUGCAAAACACCAAAACUGCCUUACAUCCAAUACCGACUGACUACCAGUCCUCCUUUUGAGUGCAAUAGCGCCCCCACACUGCGACCACUAUCAGUGCAACAAUCGGUCCCAUCCAAUUAGGAUUUAAUGUACACGCACCCCCCCCCCCCACCACCACCACAACCACCACCUAAAGAGUGUGGAGCUGCAGACCACCCUCUUACACUCUCUGCCUCCCAAAAUUUUUUUUUUUUUUUUUUUUUCUUGUUCGUCGUUCUGUUUUUUUUUUUUUUUGGUUUGUUUUUUUUUUUUGUUUUUUUCUGGUCACGGUACUGUCCGAUCUGCCGCCGCGGUGGCAGCCUUUUAACGGGUAGAACAAGACAAUAAUUGUAUUGGAUGUCAUGCCCAUUUAAAAAAAAAAAAAAUGAACAAAAACAAAAAAAAAGCUGUUUUGGAUUGUCCAAAAAAAAAAAAAAAAAAAAAACUAAAGUUGAGCCUAAUUAAAGCUUUGUGUUAUGUAUAUGAAUUAUUCACGUGCUUUGACCACUGUGUAUUGGAGGGUGGGGUUUCAAUUUUUAUUCUUAUUAUUAUUAUUUUUUUUAAAGAGCUCUUGGGUUUUGGGCCGAGCUCAGGUAUAUCAAACGUACGGCGCCCGAGAGGUCCCCUGAAAGCAGCACGACACGGAAGCUCGCUAUCGUAAAUCUCAACUGUGAAAAGGAUCUUCGGUUUUCUCCAAACCCAAACAGGAAGUGCCAACUCGGACCUGGGUCCACACCACCCUCCCCCCCCCAUCAUUUUUUUUCUUGUUUUCUCCCUUCCCCCUCUCGCCAGGCAACCUGCUGUCAUCGCGUGUCUAAACCCCCUCCGCCAAGUUCAGGGAAUAACUGAAUGGAACACAGCCAUUAAAAAAAAGAAAAACUUUGCAGACUGUUUCAAAGGGUGUGGUAGCUGUACACUGUAAAUAAGCCCCUCCCCUUUUAGCCCAGACAAUAUUAUUCCCCCUCCCCCUCCCACCUGUCCUUUGUGCAUGUGUGACGCAAACUGCGACAGAAUGUUUUGUAGGCCACAAAUGUCAGGUAAGUCGAUUUUGACGCUAUAUUAUCCGGUUGUUGGGGGGGGGGGGGGACUGGGACUGCUGUAUUGUUGCCAUUUGACUGAAGAUGCAUUAUGGGAUGCGAGGGCGCCAAAAUCCAAGUGACGAUAUGGGUCUGGGGAUAUAGAAUGGAACCAAAAAGUGCAGGUUAUUGGGCUUUCAGGUGGAAAAAAGAAAAGUGCAUUUGCAAAUUCACUUGUUCACAUUUUUUUCCCCACCAAUCUCCUCAUAUUAUGGAUAAAUCAUGAAAAAAUAUUCAUUUAAUUCAAUAAUUGUACAAAUGAUUUUAAGAGAAGAAUUUAUGAGCAGCGAUGCAGUUUUAAAGUCAUGCCAAAUUCAAGUGUUUAGUAGCACUCGCCUGCUUUGUGACAGAAAUGCAAGUUGGAUUUUCUUGGGUUUCAUUAAUGUCUGGGCAGCACAGUUGGCCUCACAGUUCUGACGUCCCGGGUUCGAUCCCGGCCCCGCCUGUGCGGAGUUUGCAUGUUCUCCCUGUGCCUGCGCGCGUUUCCUCCAGGCACUCCGGUUUCUUCCCACAUUCUAAAAACAUGCAACAUUAAUUGGACUGACUCUCUAAAUUGCCCCUCGGUGUGAUUGUGAGUGCGGCUGUCGUCUGUAUCGAUGUGCCAAGCGAUUGGCUGGCGACCAUUUCAGGGCGUAUCCCGCCUCCUGCCCGUUGAAAGCUGGGAUAGGCUCCGGCACUCCUGGUGACCCUGGUGAGAAUAAGCAGCCCCCCCACCCCC
Messenger RNA from Syngnathoides biaculeatus (alligator pipefish), 6546 nucleotides. RefSeq names its product discs, large homolog 3 (Drosophila) (gene dlg3). Gene Ontology annotation, cellular component: neuromuscular junction; postsynaptic density membrane; neuron projection. Bases 1217 to 3841 code for a protein of 874 amino acids. The record is from RefSeq and is a predicted model, not a curated record. Gene Ontology annotation, biological process: chemical synaptic transmission. Gene Ontology annotation, molecular function: kinase binding. The transcript is spliced from 24 exons. Lineage: Eukaryota; Metazoa; Chordata; Actinopteri; Syngnathiformes; Syngnathidae.